Molecule: messenger RNA, 3654 nt
Organism: Dipodomys spectabilis (banner-tailed kangaroo rat)
Lineage: Eukaryota; Metazoa; Chordata; Mammalia; Rodentia; Heteromyidae
Gene: Lrrc53
Product: leucine rich repeat containing 53
Exons: 4
Coding region: 1-3654 (1217 amino acids)
Cellular component (GO): plasma membrane
Molecular function (GO): protein binding
Source: RefSeq, a predicted model, not a curated record
AUGCUGCGGUUGGUGGCAGCAUGCCCUGAGUCCUGUGUGGUAUGCUCUAGAGAUGUAACCCUCUGUCACCAGCUAACCUACGUAGUAGCAGUCCCUGUGACCACGCGGGUUCUAAUAGUCACCGAUGGCUACUUCUCCUCUGUAGAGAGCACAAAUCUGUCUCUCUUGUUUAAUCUUGCCCUGCUCUCUCUGGGCAGGAAUGGUAUUGAGGGCAUUCAGGAAGAUGCUCUGUAUGGUCUUACGAAGUUGCAGACAUUAUUACUGGAGCACAACCGUAUUUCCAGUUCUUUUCUCCCGGAUCAUACCUUCAGCAAGCUGUAUAGUCUGAGGGUGCUGGUACUGAGCAACAACGCCCUCCACACCUUGAGAGGGGCCUGGUUCCACCAUACUAAGGCUCUGACCCGGCUCCAGCUGGAUGGCAAUCAGAUCACCAAUCUCACCGACGUUUCCUUCAGAGGUUCUAACCUCCACAGUCUCAGGCAUCUGGAUUUAUCUAAAAACUUAAUUUCCUUCAUUGAGAAAGAUGCUUUCCGGCCUCUGCCUCAAUUACAGGAAGUGGACCUGUCCCGGAAUAGGCUGGUCCACAUGCCUGAUGUUUUCUCUCCGCUGAAGCAUUUAAGCCUCCUCAGCUUAGAUAGGAACCAGUGGAGCUGCUCUUGCGAUCUCCACCCCCUGGCCCGCUUCCUGAGAAACUACACCAAGUCUUCUGCUCACACACUCCUGAAUGCCAAGGAACUGUACUGUGUGCCGGCUACCCCAGCCGGGGCCCUGCCAAAGAGUGUGCUGAGGCUGUCGGAGAGCAACUGUGAACCCAAGGCUCCCGACACCACCCUGGUUGUGAAGGACAGACGUCCUCUUCUCCCAGGGCAGGACGUGGCCCUGAUGACCGUCCUGGGCUUUGCAGGAGCUGUUGGUCUCACUUGCCUCGGUUUAGUUGUAUUUAACUGGAAACUCCAACAAGGCAAAGCAAAUGAACACACAUCAGAAAACCUUUGUUGCAGAACCUUCGAUGAAUCCCCGUGUGCUCAUGGAGCAAGAAAUUACCACACUCUGGGAUACUGUAACUGCCACUUAACUCAGGAAAACGAGAUAAAGGUCAUGUCCGUUGUGGGGUGCAGAAAGGAAAUGCCACUUUUACAGGCAAGCAGCCAUCAAGCAACAUUGGCCUCUGAGUCCACGGCCCUUGACGGAUCAUUUAGAAACCUGAAAAGGAAAGACCAUGGGGCAGACAGCACUUUGCUUUGCCUGGAUGGUAGCCUGCUGGAGUCGGGAUGCUCAGAGCCUCCUGGGAAAAGGGCAGCUUUUAAUGAUACAGGCUUAGUUACAAGAGAUUGUCCAAGGAGAGUUGAAAAGAUAAGGAAUCUCAAGCCUGUGGAAGUUCAGUCUCUAACCCUGCCACACCACAUUUAUUGUUCAGCAGAUAUCAACACGGACACAUUUAGAAGAAUAUAUGCAACAUCUGUUUCAGCCUUGGCAAGAGAAAGUCUUGAAAGGCAUUUAACAAAUGGAUCAUGGCAGCCUCCAAUAGAGAAAGAAGACAAUGGCUUACAACCUCACAGGAAGAGACACUUUACUACAAGCUCAGCAUUCAAGCCUUGUGAGCCCAAGGAAUACUAUGUACAAAGGUUCCUACACAAACUGAGAUCAAACUAUGAUGAUCCCCGAAGACUGGCAAAAUGGAGCAAGCCUACCUAUUUUCAGCCAAACAAUUCCCUUAUCUGUAAAUAUGUGUCCUGUGAUCAAUUUCAAAAUUGUAUGAAGGAAAAGAAGCCAAAAUAUAGAGAAUGUCCCAAGUUUGAGAAAGAGCAAAUCCAAAUUAAUAAAGCAAUAGAAAAAUUUCUUACGAGUGAGGAUAACAUACGCUUACCAAGGUCAUCAACAAAAAUGAAGAAAAUGCAUUCGACAAAGAAGUCUAGCUUUCAUUAUCCUGACUUAGUAGCAAAAAAUAGCUUGCUAUCACCUGAAGCAUCAGCCCAUCAGAAACAGCAGGAAAAUCAAAGUAACCAAGGGCCUGCUUUGGAUCACACCAAAUGUAACAACCCUGGAGAGAAAAAGGAAGAGCGAAAAUGGUUGGCUGAUUCACAGUUUCUGAACAAGAGAACUAGGCCAUCUAUCAAAAGGAUUAAAUUACAUUUACAUCCUUUUAGGAAAGUUAGAGUCCACCCAGAAAAAUCCUUGCCAGAACUUCUAAAGAAGCAUACACGAGUAUUGUUACCACCUAACAAGUUAUCCAAAACUGUGGAGGAAAAGGCCAAAAGAAAUUCUGUAUCUUUUGUGAAUUUUUGCCAACAGACAGAGAGUAAUAACUGUCUUAUACCCUCUUCAAAAAGACAGUUUCUCAAACAUGCUCUGAAACAGGCCCCCUAUUACAAAAGAAAUACUAAACGUGCCCUUCCUGUCCAUGCUGACACCUUGUCUGUAGACAAGCAGAGCUCUAUACAGAGCAGGCGUUACCCAGCUGGUCAGGUUCCAAAUGGGAAUGUAGCAACAUUGCCUCAGCAUACACUAAAGAAUGAUGAACACCGCCACUCACAUGCUUCAUCCUCAGGUGAGCAAGAGCAAGGUACAACCCAACUCCUCCUGGAACUUCCUGGUUAUUUACCUGACACUUGGGAAAACAAUAUUUUACCAUCUCCACAUUCUAGGGAGGUUAUUGACCAGAAAGCAAAAGAGUCCACUAAGCACAUAGACCAGGACAAAUCAAAAACCAACCAAUUAAGUCAGUGCUUGUUGUCCUUGACUAAGCAGCAAUCACACCUUCAAGGUAUACACCCACCUGUCUUCAAUAACAGGGAAUAUACUUUAGAUCAGAAUCAAGCUUUGUUACAAUGUGAGGAGAAAACUUCAAGUAACAAACAACUUGGAAAUGAUGGGAAAAUAUCAAUAGCAAACUUUAAAAAAUCACAUCAAAUUAUGGAACAGUGUUGCAUGGGUAAAGAAGGAUAUGGUAUAGGAGAAUCUCUUCCUAACACAGAAAUUUAUGAUUCCUCUCUCAUUUCUUGGACACACUCCAAGAACAACUCACCAACAAAUUCUAUCACACUCCAAAAUAGAACAGAGCUUCCCAAGCCUAGGAGUUCUUCUCCUGUUAGUAGGCAAGCUCCUUGGCUUCUUACCAAUAGCAGCGAGAAAGGAAUUGACAGCAUAAAUGCAUUACCCAGAGAUGAUGGCAAUGAAGCUCUGGAGAUAAAACUAGCAGACAAAGAUGCGCUUGACGAAAGCAGUUCUAGUCAGUUCAUGUGGACCACACAAAUGACCAUGAAACACCCCACCAAAGAAAGGCAGCAGACUGUGGAAAAUGGACCAAGUGAAACACAUGUAUUGUAUGACUCGGGUUCUGUUGACACCAUCAUGGUUAAAGAUUUUGGUAUCUUAACUUCCCAUGAAAGCCAAAACACAAUACCUCAUGAUGAAAUAGAUAUUGAAAAUAACAGUAAUGUGCAUGAUUCAAAAGAAAUUCAAAAUGUUCCCUCAGAUAAAGACAGUUGCGCACACACAGAGGGGACCAUGGGAAUGGAGACACAGGAAGCACUUUUCUUAUUUUCAGAGUUAAAAGACAGCAGUGUCAAGGCAGAAAACGAGGUCUCUCUAGUUCCUGGCAAUAUACACACAGAGGAAAACUCUGCUGCCGUGCUCCAUGCCUCAGCUGAGUAG